This is a messenger RNA of Haliotis rufescens (red abalone), 1025 nucleotides long. Its product is annotated as putative nuclease HARBI1. NCBI's taxonomy places the organism in Eukaryota, Metazoa, Mollusca, Gastropoda, Lepetellida, Haliotidae. The record is from RefSeq and is a predicted model, not a curated record. The transcript has 4 exons. The coding region runs from base 1 to 795 and encodes 264 amino acids.
AUGACGGCCAUGGACUCCUUUGGCACAUACGACACCAUAGUUGUCGUUUCCCGAAAGCCAAACACAGAUGAUUCCACUUCUCUUGCACGUUUUGGCAAAAAAUCAGCUGGCACAAAUGUUCUGUUUGAACGCACGGUUCCAACAACAUUUCCUUCACGUGAAUUCAUAAAAUGGCCAACACAAGAAUGCUACAUACGUCAGGUUCAAGAUGGAUUUUUCGUCCUUGGUGGUUUUCCGAGUGUCCUAGGUUGCAUAGAUGGUACUCACAUACGUAUUCAGGCACCGACCAGAGAUGAACCAGCUUACGUUAAUCGGAAAGGAUACCACAGUAUCAACAUACAGGCAGUGUGUGACCACGAAGGUAAAUUUACGAAUGUGUGUGCUAAAUGGCCGGGAUCAACUCAUGAUAGCCACAUAUUUAGAACCUCUACUUUGUGUGAAUACUUAGAGAGGUCGCACACUUCAAUAUCAGAUGGCUUUCUAUUAGGAGACAGUGGAUAUCCUUGCAGGCCUUUUCUCCAAACCCCAUACAUGACUCCACAAGGCAAUGCUCAGCAGAGAUACAAUGACAGCUUGUGUGCUACAAGAGUUACAAUAGAAAGAACAUUUGGUCGAUGGAAAAGACGGUUUCAUGUACUUCAUUCUGAGAUAAGGAUGAGUCCACGCCGUGGGUGUCAGAUUGUCCUUGCCUGUGUAGUCCUCCACAAUAUAUCCAUAUUACUGAACGAGCCAUUACAAGAUGACAACGACAACCCAGAUGAACAGCCAACAGUGGACACAUGGAGGAAGGCAUGAUGGACGAGGCAUUAGAGAUCAUAUUGCCAAUACCUUCUUCUCCAGCUAAUAAACUACAAACAGAGGACACAAGAAUUAAAUAUAGUGAUAAUUAAACUGCAGGUUUAUUACAUCAUAGAAAGUAACAGUUGAGAUGGACUGAAAUUGUCAAUAUCAUCACGUUGCAGUAUUUGCUCAAGGAGUUGAAUUUGUAGCUUAAGUUUCUUUUUUUCCAUUUCCUGUUUUUCUAG